AUGGCCACAGUUCAAGGACCAAUAGUUCUGGUUCCUGAACUAGAACCGAACUGGCUAGGUUCCAGUUUUAGGACAAUUACGGUUCUGCCGGUUCCAGCCCGAAGAAAGAGUAACUACUUAUUGGCCCACUUCAUCUCUCUUCUACUCAGCCCUAAUUCCUCUUCUUCUCUGUUUCAUCACCACGCUCCUCCACCAUCGAACCCGUUGCCGAUCACCCGCCCGUCACCACGGUCCUCAUCUUCGCACCAUCGUCGGACCCGUCGCCGGUCACCCACCCGAUCACCACGAUCCUCAUCUUCACCAUAUCAUCGAAACUCGUCACCAGUCACCUACCCGUCACCCGCUCGUCACCCACAAGCCUGCAGACCUUCUUUUUCUUCGAAGAAGGAAACGAUCUUCAUCUUCUUCUUUGAUGAUUCUAGGGUGGGUGGUGGUGAUCUUCCUGAUGACACUGUGUUGACUUGUUCUCACGGCUUAGAAAGGUGGGCUUAUUACAUUCUUUGUCUGGCUUCCUAUCCGUCAUUAGGUCCUCACAUUAUGUUUGUGAUGCAUUUGCAUCAACAUUAAAGGGCUCUCCAAACAGUGUUACAGUUGCGAGAACCCGAAUUGAAGGAGGUGCAAAGGCUGUUUGGACUAGUGGAAGCCUGGUGCUUCAAAGUAUACGAGCCAUCUAUGCUCGCUAAAGCAUCUUCUUCUGGUUCGAAGUUGGGGAAAUGAUUGUUGCCUAAUGAUAGCCCUUGUGUAUGUAAUGUUGUACUUUGAGUUCCUCAUCAUCUGAUUUGUAUGUCAUUUAAGCAUUAGUGCUUUUCCAAUUGAAUCAACUUCGACAAACGAAUAUAUUUGCUUGU
This is a messenger RNA of Dioscorea cayenensis subsp. rotundata (Guinea yam), 848 nucleotides long. RefSeq lists its product as uncharacterized. The coding region runs from base 1 to 567 and encodes 188 amino acids. The transcript is spliced from 5 exons. The record is from RefSeq and is a predicted model, not a curated record. Lineage: Eukaryota; Viridiplantae; Streptophyta; Magnoliopsida; Dioscoreales; Dioscoreaceae.